Messenger RNA from Boeremia exigua, 892 nucleotides. RefSeq lists its product as uncharacterized. Gene Ontology annotation, biological process: regulation of DNA-templated transcription. The coding region runs from base 143 to 874 and encodes 243 amino acids. Gene Ontology annotation, molecular function: DNA-binding transcription factor activity, RNA polymerase II-specific; zinc ion binding. Lineage: Eukaryota; Fungi; Ascomycota; Dothideomycetes; Pleosporales; Didymellaceae. The transcript is spliced from 5 exons. The record is from RefSeq and is a predicted model, not a curated record.
AUUGAGUCGGAUGCUUGAAAGACGAGUACCCAGUUAGUAAGCCGAGCCUAGAGGCGGGGUAAGUUCGCUAGGACAAAGUCAAGUCCGGUGCCGCAGAAAGAAAGGACCGCAAAUCCUCCUUACCGUACACAGCGCCAAUGUAAUGGAAGAGAGCAGUGGGUUCCAUCCGAUUGCUUGCGAGUCAUGUCGCAACAAGAAAUCCAAGUGCUCCCGCGAGAUUCCAAUUUGUUCGCAGUGCACCGUUACAGGGGUGACAUGUCGAUAUCCACAAAUCAACAAAAGGGGGAUACCUUCGGGGUAUGUCUCACUUAUAGAGCAGCGACUUCAUGAGACUGAGAUUUUCGUACUGGAAGUUCUGUCAGUACUCCAGGAAUUAGGGGCCUCGGUGGAACAGCGACAUCGCCUGUCCAACAAUCAGCGCCAGCUCUUGACAGAUAUCGCACAAAAGCAAUUGAAAUCGGAUAAGAUUGAGGAAUGGAAAAGUUCGCCGUUAGGGACCGAUCAACAGAGGCAGGCUUGGUGGACCGCGAAAAGGGACUGUAUCUCCCGACCAGACACAUCAUCAACACACGAGAUGCUUGAUACGGAUAUUAACGAUGCAUCAGAGUUCUCGCCUGACGUAUUCGAGAGCAUGGGAGACUUCGAAAGUGUUUUCUCGCCGGUUCAGCCUUCCACACAACGCACAUUGCUCGCCGUCGGCUCUCCGGCAGGCUUAUCAGAAGAGGCUGGGAAUCGCGUUCAUAUCACGGUCGCGACAGAUGUAAGACCUCUGGAGGUAGACAAAGUUGCAGCUACUCCACCGCUGCCACCUGCCAGUCCCAUAUCGAUAAGAUCCAGAGCCGAGCCCGCAGACAAAUGGCGGAAAUACUUCUGACGACAUGAGACUCUAUAC